Aspergillus ibericus CBS 121593 is the source of this 1193-nucleotide messenger RNA. RefSeq names its product Zn(II)2Cys6 transcription factor domain-containing protein. The coding region runs from base 111 to 1151 and encodes 346 amino acids. Gene Ontology annotation, biological process: regulation of DNA-templated transcription. Gene Ontology annotation, molecular function: DNA-binding transcription factor activity, RNA polymerase II-specific; zinc ion binding. The transcript has a single exon. The record is from RefSeq and is a predicted model, not a curated record. Lineage: Eukaryota; Fungi; Ascomycota; Eurotiomycetes; Eurotiales; Aspergillaceae.
UUUCCCAUCCCAACGGCUCCGACUACCAUCCCAUCGUCAACCAACUAAUGCGUAUCUGACCCGCCUAUCACCUCUCAUCUACCCCUUGCUGCACUCUCUUAUCAGAUCCAAUGGCCCCAGACAUCUCCAGACCCCCUACGCUACGCAGGUCAUGCCAAGCCUGCGCCCGCGGCAAACGCCGCUGCGACCAGCGCUGGCCACGCUGCACUCGCUGCCAGACGCGGAGAAUAGACUGCGAAUACGUCAAUAUCCCUCUAACUGUGGGCACCGACAGCAGUCCCGGUACAUCCAGAACCGCUCCGACGCUCCAGUUGACUCGCAAACGGCCCUGCACGCCAUCCAUCCACCUCCCUCUACCAUUAGAAAUCACAAAAGGCUACUCUCAAAACAUCAUCGCCUUUUUAGUCUCAGGAAUGCGUGCAUACCCGUCCUCCUUUGCAACUAACAUGAAAACCCACUUCAUCCACCCCGACCUCUGGCCUCAUCCUUCCUCACCCCCGUCCCCAAUCCGGGAUAUCCACACUCUAUGUAAACUUCACAGCUCAACCAACACCGCCACCCUCAUCCCACUGAUCAAACAGAAAUCCUCCUCUCUUCUCCGCCAAAUCAAUCAUACCAGCAGCUUCGAGGAGAUGCUCGCAACCGCUCAAGCCCUCCUUCUAGCGCAAUGCAUGCUCAUCCUCGCAGAAGAUGACCCCUCCACAGCCCGGUACUCGGAAUCAAUCAGCACAAUGCUCUUUAACCUCGGUCAGAAGCUUUGGCAGCAGGCCCCGGUACAAUUACCGAGGAGUCUGAGUCCGCGGAGAGCGUGGUUAUUCGCGGAAAGCGUGCGCCGGACGAUCAUUGUGGGAUUCAUGCUUCGCAGUGUGUAUUCCCUCAAGAAGAGGAAUUAUUCCGUCCGGACUCCGUUUGUGGAUUCCUUGCCGUUUGAUGUUCGAACGACGCUGUGGGAUCAGGAUUCUGAAGGCUGGAGUACUGGGGUCGGGGAACCGUUGGAGUCCAUGGUCUCGUUGCAUCAGUACUCCAGUAUGAUGGAGCAGGGCAUGGUUCAUGGCAUCAACGAUUUUGGAGGGUUGAUUCUGGCGGCAUGCAAGGGACGCGCUGUGGCGGGGGUUCCUUAUCCGCCUGUUAAUGGGUAUAAGGUAUACUAGCUGGUUUGGUUGCCAGCUCCCUUUGCGCUCAAGAACGAGUAA